AGCGGCCAGUUCAUCAUAAAUAAGGGGUAAAUUUUCCAUAGAAUCUUCGUUUUUUAGCUUCAAACCUGACAUAUCGUGUAGUUUUAGAUUAGAAUAAAAUUACAUAGUUAAAACAUGAAUAUAUAUAUAAAGUAAUAUAAAUGAAUAACAAUGGCAAAUAAUCACAACGAUCCCUGUGACAAACAUCUUGAUAUACCGUUUGACGAUCGAAAAUGGCACUGGUUUGUGCUUACAUCAGUUAUGAUCUUCGGUUCCGGCAUUGUUUUAAUAAUAAUCGGACGUUUAAUUAUGUACAUGUUUCAUCGGAGUAAAUUACGCGCCAAAAGCAAGAUCGAUGCUAUGCUUGAUGAAGACGAUGAGGAAGAAGAGAGUGAACUGGAAAAGGGCUGGUACCUAGAUUUAAAAGAAGGAGCCGGAAAUCUUGUGUCUGCUCAAACAUUACAAGGUCGAAUUCUGGUUGUUCUUUCGUUCAUUUUCAACUUGGCAGCCUGUGCAUUGUAUGUAACAGAAUCUUCAUAUCCAAUUGAACAUUGUUUGAGCACAAGUAGGCAGACGUUAUGGAGAGUGGAGAUCUGUUUGAAUACGUUCUUUAUUUUUCAUUUCAUUAUUCGAUUUAUUGCUGCAAACGACAAAUUAUCAUUUUGGACAAUGGAUGCUUUAACCAUUGUGGAUUUGCUGACAGUACCUUCAGUUUUUGUAGCUGUCAUUUUGGAACGUAACUGGCUAGGGUUUCGCUUCCUUCGUGUUGUGUACAUGAUAAAUUUUGCUGAAAUUUUGCAGUUUUUAAAUGUAUUGCAUGCUGGGUCAAGUUUAGAGAUGGCAGAGAUUUUUGGAAACUUCUUUGCUUUGUGGCUUUCUUCAGCUGGAAUGGUACACUUGCUUGAGAACACGGGUGAUCCAUGGUAUCCUAUCAGAUAUCAGAAUAACCACACAAUAAAUUACUUUGAAGCAACCUAUUUCUUAUUGGUGACAAUGUCAACAGUUGGUUAUGGUGAUAUUUAUUGUCAUACUUAUCUUGGACGAGUUUUUGCAAUGGCUUUUAUUUGUUUUGGAUUGGCAUUAUUUGCAUCAUAUAUUCCUGCUAUUCAAGAAUUUUUUGCUUCACAUACGAAAUAUGAUAGAGAAUUUAAGCCAACACCUGGAAAAAGGCAUGUUAUUGUCGCUGGUCAUAUAACAGAAGAGAGCGUGGAAUCGUUUUUCAAGGAUUUCUUGCAUCCAGACAGAGAAGACACUCAAACAACUGUUGUAUUUUUGUCACCAAAAUACCCAAGUUUAAAAAUGCAAGCAGCACUUCAAAGAAAUAUAACAAAAGCAUCAUAUUUUAUUGGCACUAUAUAUAGAUUUAUGGACUGUCACCGUACAAAGAUGCGACAAGCUGAUGCUGUAAUAAUUUUAGCCAACAAGAAGUGUAUCAACCCAGAUGAAGAAGAUGCGGCCAAUAUUACAAGAGUUAUAUCAGUAAAGAAUUAUCAUGAGCGUAUUCGAUGUAUUGUCCAACUGAUGAUGAACAAAAACAAGUCACAUUUACUAAACUGCCCACAAUGGAAUCGGGAGCUUGGCGAUGAUAUUGUAUGCAUUGAUGAGUUAAAACUUGGAUUCAUUGCUCAGAGUUGUAACGCUCCAGGAUUUUCCACACUGCUUGCAAAUCUGUUUGCUAUGAGAAGCGAUACAAUUGAUGAAGAAAUACAUGAAUCUGAGCUAUGGAAAGUAGCUUACAUGACUGGUGCAGCAAAUGAGAUGUACACAGCUACCUUGUCUGAUUCCUUCAUUGGAAUGAGUUUUCCGCAAGCUGUUGAAUUGUGUUUUGAAAAAUUGAAUCUCAUGAUGAUUGCAGUUGAGAUGAAGUUUCCAAAUAAGGAAAGAUAUUUCGCCAUAAAUCCUAAUGACAAAACAUUGAAGCUACUGAAAGGAACACGUGGCUUCUUUUUUGCUCAAAAUGCCACUGAUGUUGCAAAAGCUUCGAAAUAUUGCAGUGUUUGUCAUAAAGAUCUAGCUGAUCCAGAACGUAUGGCAAAGUGUAGAUGUAGAAGAGCCCGAAGAGAUCAAAUUGAAGCCAAAAGUUUUAAAAUGAAAGCAGAAACUAAAGUUGAAAUGGAUGCGUUAUAUUUACUGGAAGGUGAAGCCGAAGAAAAAAAAAAAGUGACACAUAAUUUAACUGACGAUUACUAUCCAAAUGGUGAUAGACCAAAAUUUGAUCAAAGUGGAACAUUCUACUGGUGUGAAAGUCGACCAUUUGCAGCCGCUAAGCUGACUUUAGAAGAAGCUGCAAGUGAGAAGUUUAAAAACCACGUGGUGGUGUUGGUUUUGUCACAGAAGUUCUCUCCUCCACUUGGGUUAAGACAGUUGGUAUUGCCACUUCGCGCAAGCAAUAAUCUUCCAGCAAGUCUUAAAAAAGUUGUGAUACUCGGCGAUGGAGAUUUCUUGCAAAGAGAGUGGACGAGUUUAGCCAACUUUCCAGAUGUGGAUGUUGUUCCAGGCGCGCCAUACAAUCGCUCUGACCUUCGCGCUGUAAACGUGAAUACUGCUGACAUGUGCAUUUUGUUAUCUCCUGGUCAUGGCUCAGAAUCUGACGAGCAUCAAGCGUUGUCAGAUAAAGAAGUCAUCCUUGUUACACUGAAUCUAAAAGCCAUGACAUUCGACCAAUCAGAACUGGCCAUUCAAACGGAGAUCGGAAAAGCACAACAAGCUAUUAAUGGAAGCGUCAUCGAUGUAAGCAAUGCACCAAGCAAUGUAAACAGCACUGCUGCAAGUCGGCGUCCGUCCAUGGUUUCGCGUAUGACGUCAGUUCCUGCGGUCACACCAGCUCCCUCAAAUUUUGGUUCCGGCGAUGCAGUGAAACCAGCUAAGAUGAAAGGCUCUCUAACAGGAGCUAAUAUUCCAAUGAUCACAGAGCUAGUGUGUGAUUCAAACGCAAUGUACAUAGAUCAAGACGAUAUGAAUAUAUAUGAUGAUGAUGGUAUUUUUCUGACUCAACCGUAUGCUUGUGGAUCAGCCUUUACUGUUUCUGUUUUGGAUUCGUUGGUCAGCGCUACAUAUUUUAACACUGAUGUAUUAACACUAGUUCGACAUCUUGUUACUGGGAGUGUCAGCCCGGAGUUGGAUGAACUUCUAGCAGAAGGAAAACAACCGUCCGGUUCUUUUGAAACACCGGAAAUUGCUGCUGUUCGUAACAGAUGUCGCGUGGCGCAAAUAUCUUUGUUUGAAGGGCCGUUAUCGGAGUUCGGGGAAUGUGGCUUGUUUGGAGAUUUAUUUUUGUACGCACUUCGAACGUACAAUAUGAUAUGUCUUGGGUUGUAUCGAUUUCGUGACGCACAACGUGCAAGCUCUGGCAUCCCAAGCACGAAAAGAUACGUCAUUAAUUUCCCGCCUUUUAAUUUUGUUUUGGCGCCAACGGACUUGGUAUUCGUGUUGAUGCAGUUCGAGAAAAAAGGAAAAAAGAAGAAAAAAUUAACGCGUUUAGCCUCGUUUGUUUCACGUGCUUCUAAUUUCAAUGUUGAAUGAGGUUCAUAUGACUGAAGAAUCAAACGACUUGAGAAAUUUUUAUUAGUUUUUAAAUUAUUUUUAAGCGUGCAACGCUAAAGCCGUGUAGUGUGGUUAGCAAAACUGAGCGAUUAAGGAGCUUCAAACCUGAUCAAGAAAGACCCAGGAAUAUUAGUAAUUUACCACAAUAUUUUACAGUCAUUGGUAUCUUUUCAUGAAUGAGCGAGUUUAAAUCGUUCUAUAAUCUUUGGGUGAUGCUUCAUAUAACCUGUCACGCUAAUUUAUGAAUUUAUUAUUCCAAAAUCUCAUGGAAUCUUAAGAAUAUUUUUCGGAAGCUCAAUGGAGUGCAAAUAAAAGUUUGCUAACACGAUGCAAUAAAUAGAAUUUUUACCUAAAAAUUUUGUUUAAUAUUUAUGCAUUUUUUUAUCUACGGAUUUUUUUUUGUGGAAACAUAUAAAAGAAGACGAAAGCACUUCUUGUCAAAUUUGUUUCGAAUUCAGAAAUAUUAAAAGGAUAAAUCAUUUUAAGGAUUAUAUGUUUGUUUUUACACUUUUAUAGUUCUU
Molecule: messenger RNA, 4043 nt
Organism: Hydractinia symbiolongicarpus
Lineage: Eukaryota; Metazoa; Cnidaria; Hydrozoa; Anthoathecata; Hydractiniidae
Product: calcium-activated potassium channel slowpoke-like
Exons: 30
Coding region: 151-3501 (1116 amino acids)
Biological process (GO): potassium ion transport
Cellular component (GO): postsynaptic membrane
Molecular function (GO): large conductance calcium-activated potassium channel activity
Source: RefSeq, a predicted model, not a curated record